Messenger RNA from Cavia porcellus (domestic guinea pig), 2598 nucleotides. It is a transcript of the gene Lipa, whose product is annotated as lipase A, lysosomal acid type. The transcript is spliced from 10 exons. Gene Ontology annotation, cellular component: intracellular membrane-bounded organelle. Gene Ontology annotation, molecular function: sterol ester esterase activity. Lineage: Eukaryota; Metazoa; Chordata; Mammalia; Rodentia; Caviidae. Bases 206 to 1405 code for a protein of 399 amino acids. Gene Ontology annotation, biological process: sterol metabolic process. The record is from RefSeq and is a predicted model, not a curated record.
GCGGGGAUGCGCGGAGGCGGAAGUCUUGGGGGCACUUCCCGGCGUCUGGCUUCCCCGUUAGCUUUGGGAGUAACCUGAGCAGGGUGGGUGGUGCUUGGCCUCCCCACGUGGGGUCCGCUGGGCUCCAGGUUCCCUCCCACUGCUAUAACCCGGCGCCAGCGUCAAGCCCCGCGGUGUGGGUCAGUGGCUCCGGAGGGCGGCCGGAAUGAAAAUGCAGACCUGGAGGCUGCUGGUUUCUCUGGUCCUUGGGAUCCUGUAUUCUGCUGGGUCCAGGGGGAAGGUGACAAUCGUGAAUCCUGAAGCCAACAUGAAUGUGACCGAAAUUAUCCUACACUGGGGAUUUCCGGCUGAGGAACACCUGGUGGAGACAAGAGAUGGUUAUAUUCUGUGCCUUCACCGAAUUCCGCAUGGGCGGAAGAAGCCUUCUGUCACAGGUCCCAAACAAGUUGUCUUUCUACAGCAUGGCUUUUUGGCAGAUUCCAGUAACUGGGUCACAAACCUUGACAGCAGCAGCCUGGGCUUCAUUCUUGCUGAUGCUGGCUUUGACGUGUGGAUGGGGAACAGCAGGGGAAACACUUGGUCUCGGAAACACAAGAAUCUGUCAGUUUCUCAGGAUGAAUUCUGGGCCUUCAGUUUUGAUGAAAUGGCAAAAUACGACCUACCAGCUUCAAUUGACUUCAUUCUGAAUAAAACUGGUGUAAAGCAAGUGUAUUAUGUGGGUCAUUCUCAAGGCAGCACAAUAGGUUUUAUAGCAUUUUCACAGUUACCUGAACUGGCCAAAAAGAUUAAAGUAUUUUUUGCCUUGGCUCCUGUGGUUUUAGUAGAUUUUGCUAAGAGUCCUCUAACCAAAUUAGGACGGUUGCCAGAGCAUCUCUUGGAGAAAUUAUUUGGGCACCAAGCUUUUUUACCCCAAAGUGAGAUCUUGAAGUGGCUAAGUACAAACGUUUGUACCCAUGUCAUUAUGAAGCAGCUUUGUGGAAAUCUUUUCUUUCUUAUCUGUGGAUUUAAUGAGAGGAACUUAAACAUGUCUAGGGUAGACGUGUAUGCGACACAUUGUCCUGCUGGAACUUCUGUGCAGAAUGCAUUACACUGGAGGCAGACUUUUAGAUACCAAAAGUUUCAAGCCUUUGACUGGGGAAGCAGUACCAAGAAUUACUUUCAUUACAACCAGACUUACCCGCCUGUGUACAGAGUGAAAGACAUGUUCGUGCCCACUGCGCUCUGGAGCGGAGGCCACGAUUGGCUCGCAGAUGCCAGCGAUGUCAGCCUCUUACUGACUCAGAUCCCCAACCUGGUGUACCACAAGAAAAUUCCUGAGUGGGAUCAUAUUGACUUUAUCUGGGGCUUGGAUGCCCCUGGGAAGAUGUACAAUGAAAUCAUUAAUCUGAUGAGGAAAUAUCCAUGAAAACAAAAUUUCAGACCUGUGCCAGCAAGUCAUCUGAAAAUGUGUUUGCUUGAUUUCUGAAAGAUACUGAUUUUUCCUUUCCCACAUCUUUUGUGUGCAAGAAAAUUAUGACUUUGAAGAUGCCCAGUCCUCCAUAGUUAGAAUUCAAACCACAUCAGCUAUAUUUUACCUACUUAUAGGUGAAUAUGAAGCUAGUGUCACUAACGUCUUUUUAAGUCUUGAAAAAAUGCCAUUGACAUAUGAGAAGACCUGUAUAACUAUUUUGUCUCUCCUUACAAUUUAAAAUCUAUUCUAUUGUUUUUUUUUAACCCCUACCCAGGAUAAAUUAAUACAUGCAAUACACUGUGUUGGUUAUUGCUAAACAAUCUGUCACUGACUUAAGCACAGUAUAAAAGUAUUGAGUUCUCAUCUCCUUUUCUUAAAGGACUCCUUUGUCUAAUUGUCUUAUAUUAGAGAUCUAAAUAAAACUUUGUCUUAUUUUUAUAUUUUAGAUACUUUAUCAUGUUCAGUGCUGUCAUGUGCCAGUAGUAAAGAUUCUAUAAUGAAUUUUAUUAGACCACAAUAACAAAUGUUUAGAAAAUGCUUAAAUUGCUCAGGGCAAGCAAAAUAGCUUGCUGGGAUCUUGAAGCACAGAUUGCACUGACUUAAAAAACCUCAGUUAUUAACAACUUGAAAACUGAUACAUUCAGCUGUCUGUAUUUGUGGACUCUAGAUUGCAUAGCAGGCAGUCUGUUUGUCUCAGGAGAAAAGUGCUCUGGAGAGACUGUAUGGAACUCUGAACCAACUGCUGUCACUCAGUGGUGAUGUCAUUGUGAAGCCAAAGCCCUGUGGUCCCCCGUGAAGUGUCCUAGUUCAUUUUCACUCAUAUAAAAUGUGAAUAUGAAUGUUUUCAGAUUAAAGUUUAGCUCAGGAAUUCAUUUCAUAUUUUACUUUAGUCUUGUGUGUAUUUUUGUAACCCUGCUUUGCAUUCCAGUAUCUGGAAGCCUGUAUUUAUCUGCUUUUCUUGCAGCAUUGUUUAUUUCCUUGUGACGCUGUCAGGUGGACAAAAAGACAAUUGAUAUAUUUUUCUGAUGUAGUUACUUUCACUGCAAUAACAAUGUUAGUAUUGGCUACAUGCAGAUAAAAUCCUACUGUAACAGUAAAUGAUUUCACUGAAACUUUUCAAUAAAACUGAGAUUCAUAGGACUUAAGAA